Messenger RNA from Gongylonema pulchrum, 258 nucleotides. NCBI's taxonomy places the organism in Eukaryota, Metazoa, Nematoda, Chromadorea, Rhabditida, Gongylonematidae. The record is from the annotation of a GenBank genome assembly.
AUGGAUGAGCCAAGAAAUGCUCUCAUUAGGACACUAAGUGGCGGAGACAUAGUCAAAGAACGAUCAAGUCAUGCUUUUGCCCGAUCCUACAUUACUGGUGGAGCAAAAUUGCAGAUCAGCUAUACUUCUCGAGUAUGUGCCGAUAUUUGUCAACAUAUCGGAAAACUGCAUGGUGAGAUUGUGAAGUUGAACAGAGGAACGAGCUAUGUCCGAGACUUUCGUGUUGCCACGAAACGAAAUGACUGGAAAGAAGUCUAA